Molecule: messenger RNA, 2184 nt
Organism: Micromonas pusilla CCMP1545
Lineage: Eukaryota; Viridiplantae; Chlorophyta; Mamiellophyceae; Mamiellales; Mamiellaceae
Exons: 1
Coding region: 1-1551 (516 amino acids)
Molecular function (GO): protein binding
Source: RefSeq, a predicted model, not a curated record
AUGGCGCUGAACGGCAUGGGACGCUACGCGGAGGCGAUCAAGACGCUGAAGACGCUCGCGGAGCUCGCGCCCGAGGACGACGCCGCGGCGCACGCGCUCAUGGAGUGCGAGCACCUGCAGGCGCAAGCCUUCACGGGGACGUUCGAGGUUCCGGCGUUGCUGUUCGGGAGACAAGCGACGUCGUUCCGUCGCUGCGCGGACUACGUCGGCCCGAUCAAGAUCGCGCGCGGGGGCGCCGUCGCGCACGGCCGCGGGCUCGUGACGACGCGCGACGUGGUCGCGGGCGAGCUCCUGUGCGUCUCCUCGCCGCUCGCGGUGGCGCCGUUGGCGACGGGCGGCGGAGCGGAAAUGGGGCUCAUCCGCGGCCUCGUGGGCGCGGCGUCUCGAAACCCGGAGGACCUGCGCCUCAUUCUCGCGCUGCCCGCGAGCGCGAAGGACGACCCGGCGACCGCGCCGGUGCCGGACAUGUCUCUGUUCCGCAGGCACCUGCGCCGCGGCGACGAGGUGGAGGCGAACUCGGAGGUUCCGAGCCAGGAGCUCUUCGCGACGCAUUCGAAAAACGUCGUGACGACGUCGGCGAUUCGAAACGAAAAGUCCGUCGGCGUGUACCCGCUGAUGUCUUUCGCGAACCACUCGUGCGCGCCGAACGCGUGCAAGCUUCUGAUCGGGCACACGAUGUUCACGCGCGCGGCGCGGGAUCUGGUCGCGGGCGAGGAGGUGUGCGUGAAGUAUUUCGACGUGACGGCGCCAAAGUCGGAGCGAAACGCGGUCGCGAAGCGGUGGGGGUUCGAGUGCGCGUGCGCGCGGUGCGGGAUGGAAGCCAUCGGCGAGGUGAGCGCGAACCGCGCGACGAAGGCGGCGGCGAAGGCGGCGGCGUCCGCGCGAGAGACCGCGAAGAAGGACCCGAAGAACAAGAAGACGGGAGGCGACCGGGACGGCGACCGCGCCGCCGCGAUCGCCGCGGCGGCGGCGAUGGAAAAGAUCGAGGUAAAGGACGUCGCGUCGCUCAUCGCGGUCUGCCGCGCCAAGUCCAAGGCGCUGCACGACGACAUCGCGCGCGCGCUCGCGGAGUGGAAGCGCACGAAGGGAAAGUCCCCCGCGCCGGACCCGAACCAGCUCGUCGAGCUCGCGACGUGGUUCGAGACGGCGUGCGACGGCAUGGGGCUGUCGCCGACGCGGGCGGCGUGGGCGAGAGGGUCCGUGCUGCAGCUGUACGCGAACAUCGGGCACUGCUUCACCGCGUCCGGGCAGCUCGAGGCGAGGGCGGAGCUGCUGGAUAAGGUGUCGGACACGAUCGCGCUCUUAGACCCGGGGUCGUUCGAGCACUGCAAGCAAGUCGCGGCGGCGGUCGGGAACGCGCGGAGGGCCUUCGGAGGGCCGGACGCGAAGAGACUGGUGGACGCCGCCGAGGCGAAAGCCGCGGCGGUGCACGCGAUACGGUACGGUUGCGGCGGUACAGCGAGCGAGGAGGACGUCGCCGUCGCGCUCGAGCUCGUGAAGCGGACGGAGCACAGCAACGAGGAGAGCCAAGGCGAGUUUUGCGAAGCGUAGAAGGAGACGUGAUGAGUGUGAGAUGUGACGACGCGCGAUCGAAGGACGUCUGAGUGAUAUUCAGAAGAAGAGUGAACAUUUCGAUUCCAAAAAAACUCAUGUCAGCUGCGACGGUCGCGGUCCCUCCCUCCAUCGCAUCGCAUCACGCGAGCGCGAUGAGCGCGCCUUGGAGCUCCGUGAGCAUCCCCGGAAGCUCGCCGAUCCUGAGCGCGUUCGCGUCCGUGACGUGCACGAACCGUCCUUUACUCUCCUUCUCCACGCCCCCGACGUCGGACGGCGUCCCGAGGCACACCGCCGCCAUCGCGCGUUUGUACUCGCCGAGCACGUUCGCCAUCUCUCCCAACCGCAGGUCUUCAAAGUCGCACGACGCCAAGAACUCUCUGUUGCCGUCCGCCCCGAGGUCAGGGUACGCGCCGCUCGAUUCCGAGUCCAGCGCCGCCUGGCGCUCGAUGGAUGCCAGGACGUCGGCGAGGAGGUCGCGCGGCGCGCGCGGCGACGCCGGCGGCGCCGCCGCCGCGAGCGUUCGCGGCGGCGGCUGCGGCGUCUUCGGACCCGCGCCGAACGCGCUGCCCAACGCGUUGCGCAGGCCCCCGCCCGGGCUCGCGCCGGUCACCUUCGGGAGCCCCAGACCGG